AUGAUGGAGAACAGGACAGAAGUGACAGAGUUCCUACUGUUGGGACUCACCAAUGACCCAAGCCUACAACUUCCCCUGUUUAUCACCUUUCUCCUCAUCUACACCAUGACCCUGUUGGGGAACCUGGGAAUGAUCUUUCUAAUUCUAUUGGACCCUCGCCUUCAUACCCCCAUGUACUUUUUCCUGGGUAAUCUUUCCCUUGUUGAUCUUGGUUAUUCUUCAGCUGUCACACCCACAGUCAUGAUUGGACUCCUAGUAGGAAACAAGAUCAUGGCAUACAAUGACUGUGCUGCUCAGUUGUUCUUUAUGGCAGGUUUUGCUACUGUGGAAAAUUACCUAUUAGCCUCAAUGGCCUAUGAUCACUAUGAAGCAGUGUGCAAGCCCCUACACUAUGCUAGCAACAUGACUACAGGUAUUUGUACAUGGCUGAUUGCAGGGUGCUAUGCUUGUGGCUUUCUGAAUGCCUGUAUCUAUACUGGAAACACAUUCGGUCUCUCCUUCUGUGGAUCCCAUGUGGUGCAUCAUUUUUUCUGUGAUAUGCCAGCAGUCAUGGCUCUCUCUUGCUCUGAUAGACACAUAAAUGAGCUGGUUCUUAUUUUUCUACCAGCUUCAAUAUCUUUUUUUGCUCUCAUAAUAAUAUUAGUAUCAUACAUUAUAAUUUUUGUAAUGAUGUUUAAGAUGCACUCAGGAGUAGGGCAUCAGAAGGCUAUUUCCACGUGUGCCUCCCACUUUACUGCAGCUUCUAUUUUCUAUGGAACUAUCAUCUUCAUGUAUUUGCAGCCCAGCUCUCAACAUGCAAUGGACACUGACAAAAUUGUGUUUGUCUUUUACAUCAUGAUCAUCCUUAUGUUGAACCCUCUAGUCUACAGCCUGAGGAACAAGGAGGUCAAGAAUGCAUUCAUAAAAAUAGUAUAG
Messenger RNA from Myodes glareolus (Bank vole), 915 nucleotides. The record is from RefSeq and is a predicted model, not a curated record. NCBI's taxonomy places the organism in Eukaryota, Metazoa, Chordata, Mammalia, Rodentia, Cricetidae.